AUGGUAGAAAGACAAGCUUGGGUUACAUUGGUAACAGAAAAUUCAUAUUUGAAAGGUUUACAAGGCUUAGCACGUUCUUUAAAACGUGUAAAAACGGCUUAUCCUUUGGUGGUCUUUCACCCUGAUACUUCCAUAGACCCUUCCACAGGUCAACCUAAGGAGAAAACUUCAUUAACAUUAGAAGAUUUAAAAUUAAUGAGCAUAGAAGGGUGUAAAUUGAAAGCGAUUGAAAGAAUUCAUCCUAGUAAUAAACGUAAAGAAUACCUUUGGAGUUAUUAUAAAGAUACUUGGACAAAGUUAAGAGUUUGGGAUCUCGAGGAGGAAUAUGAUAGAGUAGUCUUUUUAGAUGCGGACAUGUUGAUAAUGAAAAAUAUUGAUCAUCUUAUGAAGAUGAGUUUACCUAAAGAUUUUUUGUCGGCUGCAAAUGCUUGUACAUGCAAUCCCAGAAAAAAACCCGAUUACCCAAAAGAUUGGAUACCAUCUAGUUGUGCUUAUACAAAAGGUCCAAUUAAGCCGGAAUCCGAGGAUACACCACCAUCUCUCGAAUUAAAAGGAUAUUUCAACAGUGGAUUAUUAGUUUUAACACCAUCAAAACAGAUGUUCGAAGGUUUAUUAAAUUAUCUAAAUAAUCAUCCUAAUAUUAAUUCUCUCAAUUUCCCAGACCAAGAUCUUUUAAAUGAAUUUUUUAAAGGGAAAUGGAUCCCACUUUCAUAUACCUAUAAUGCUUUGAAAACUCUAAGAACUUGUCAUGCUUCUAUGUGGGAUGAUAGAGCCAUUAGAAAUGUGCAUUAUAUUAUGGCUGAUAAACCUUGGAAUAAGGAAAUUAUCAAUUUCGAACAAGAAUUUCAAGAUGUUAAAGAAACUAAUGAUGAAGAAGCAAUCUCUUUGUUUGUACUGAAUAGUUGGUGGUGGAAAGUAUGGAAAGAAAUGGAAUUCAGCGUUGAUGAAUUUUCAGUUUAA
Messenger RNA from Funneliformis mosseae, 960 nucleotides. The record is from the annotation of a GenBank genome assembly. NCBI's taxonomy places the organism in Eukaryota, Fungi, Glomeromycota, Glomeromycetes, Glomerales, Glomeraceae.